Molecule: messenger RNA, 627 nt
Organism: Emericellopsis cladophorae
Lineage: Eukaryota; Fungi; Ascomycota; Sordariomycetes; Hypocreales; Bionectriaceae
Product: Peptidyl-prolyl cis-trans isomerase B-like protein
Exons: 3
Coding region: 1-627 (208 amino acids)
Biological process (GO): protein peptidyl-prolyl isomerization; protein folding
Cellular component (GO): fungal-type vacuole; endoplasmic reticulum
Molecular function (GO): peptidyl-prolyl cis-trans isomerase activity
Source: RefSeq, a predicted model, not a curated record
AUGUUUGGCAUUCAGAGAUCCCUUGUCACCUUCGUCGUGCUCUUCGGGGUGCUGGCGGUCCUAUUUUCCCAAACUGUUGACGCCUCAAAAGGACCUAAGAUCACUCACAAAGUGUACUUCGACGUCCAACAAGGCGAUGAGAGCCUUGGUCGUAUUGUCAUGGGUCUCUACGGCAAGACAGUCCCUGAGACAACGGAGAAUUUCCGUGCUCUUGCUACCGGCGAGAAGGGAUUUGGAUACGAGGGAUCGACGUUUCAUCGUGUGAUCAAAGACUUCAUGAUUCAAGGCGGCGACUUCACCAAAGGCGAUGGCACAGGUGGCAAAUCAAUCUACGGCAAUAAGUUCAAGGACGAGAACUUUAAGCUGAAGCAUACCAAGAAGGGCAUGCUAUCCAUGGCAAAUGCUGGUCCCGAUACCAAUGGAUCACAGUUCUUCAUAACCACUGUCAUCACAUCAUGGCUGGAUGGUCGUCAUGUAGUUUUCGGCGAGGUCCUUGAGGGUUACGACAUUGUCGAUAAGAUCCAGAAUUCAAAGACAGCUCGCGGAGAUAAGCCUGUCGACACGGUCAAGAUUGUGAAAAGCGGCGAACUUGAAGUUCCACCCGAAGGUACCCACGUUGAGCUUUAG